This is a messenger RNA of Wyeomyia smithii (pitcher-plant mosquito), 3402 nucleotides long. RefSeq lists its product as uncharacterized. The record is from RefSeq and is a predicted model, not a curated record. Bases 149 to 3043 code for a protein of 964 amino acids. The transcript has 4 exons. Lineage: Eukaryota; Metazoa; Arthropoda; Insecta; Diptera; Culicidae.
AAUUCGCCGCCAUUAUGGACAAUCGCUGUGCAUGUACUUUUAAUCGCUGUGUAUUCAUUUUAAAAAAGGUGCAUUGGUUUCAGCAUAAUUGAACUCGUGAAAUAGUGAUAAAUUGUGGCGUGCCUGCGUUAUUUGUGCCAUUGAAACAAUGAGUGAGCUUGAACAGAUAAUUGACCGAAAAUUGGCUGAAGCUCGCAACAGCAGUACAACCGAGUCAACCACAACCAAUGAGAGUAAAAAAGACAAAAAGCAGGAGUCUGAAGAAAAUGAAGCAAAACAAGUUAAAAGUGUGGCAGGUAAUAAGGAUUCGACUCAAGCAAACAAUUCCAAUUCUAAAAAAGCGGAUUCAAAAUCUGUUAAAAAUAUUAGCGAGCAAAACAAAAGCCGGUGUUCCGGAACUAAAUCUGAUGGAUUGGCAAUAGUUGGCAAUAAAAAUUCAAAAAACAUGAACGAUAAAAAACCUGGUGCAACAGACACUGAAAGCAAAAGCUUAGUUUCCGGUAAAAAUAAUGAAAAGAAAGAACAAGUCAAAUCAUCCGAAUCAAAAACCAAAAAUGUUUCAAAACCGGGAGGAGAUAAAAAGACAGGUGAUAAACCCGACGCUAAAACUUCAGCAGCUAAAAGCAAAGCUGAUAAUGAAAAAAACGCCAAUAAAAACUCCACGAAAUCACAAUCGAAUCAAAAGAAAUCGGAGAAUACGAAUAAAAAACCAACUGAUCCAUCUUUUUCUAAAACGAAUGGCAAAAACAGCAGUGCACAGAAUGAAAAAAAUAAGCCAGAGAAUGCAAGCAUUUCUAAAAAAGAUGAAAAUAUAUCUAAUAAUGCUGCGGGCGGUAAAACGACGAUCGAUAAAGAUCGCAAUAGCAAGUCCGACAGUAAAGGUAGUAAAAGUAUCAAUGAGAGGGACACUAAAAAAGAUAGUUCUAAAUCAGAUAAAGAACAUAAUAACAGAAAUACUAACAAAAGCCAAAAUUCUAGUGACAAAGAGUCUAAGAAAGAUACUAAUAAAACCGAGAAAAAUCGAGAGACUACUGAUUAUGCAAGAAACUCAAGAGAGUCAAAUUUGGAAAGAGGACGUAGUAAUGGUAGCAUCCGUGAAAGAUCCCGCUCUAGGACUUAUCGUGAAAGAAGUCGAAGUCCAAGAAAUAGAAGCAGUAGAGCUUUAUAUGCACCCAGGCGUUACUCUCCUUUAUAUACAGGGAGACGUUAUUCACCAGAUCGAUCACCACCGCGACGGUCUAGAACACCGAUACGAGGUUCGUAUCGCGAUGCGCUACGUCUGCUAUCACCUAGUCGUCCUCGAUAUGACCGCAGUCGUUCCCCGAUUAAUUCAAAAGCAUUGAUUGCAAAGAAAAGUUUUCUGGAUGAUUUAGCUGUUAAGUUUGCUCAACAGGGAAAAGAAUUUCCGGAGUUGGAGCAGUUUCGAUGCAAAAUUAACAGUCAAUUCGUGUCAUACCCACAGCGGUAUUCUGCCGAACGAAACCCACAACACACAUAUUCUGCAGGGUUUGAUGGGCCUAGAUUCCCAAUGAUGGAUGAUGGGCCGCCCAUGGAUAAUAGACCAAUGAUGUUUAGUAAUCAGUUCGAUCCUCCAAGAUAUCAAUUUCCACCUGUUAUGCAACCUGAGCCAGUUAUCGAUGUCCCUCCAUUAAUUUCUUACCCAAUUCCUGGAAUGCAACAAAUGAUGGAACCCAAUAAUUUUAUAAACGAAGACUCGCAAGAUAUGGUGUUAACCCAGAUCAAUACUUCCUCGAAGAACAAAGUAGUUGCGGACUUUCCAAGCAUUGAAAAAGCUGCAGUUCUAGGACCACAACAGAUGAAAAAGUGCACUAAGGGUGAAGUUAAAAAUCAUGUUAUUCAGGCGCUCGACCUGUUAGACGAGUUGGGACUCACAGUUAGUAGGACCUCGAAAUUUAUGUAUCGUGCGCCAACCUUUUACAAAAAUGAUGUGCAUCACAAUCGGUCCAAAGUAGUGCAAAGUCCGACUAAUCCUCUUUUCACGUUCAGUAGCAGAUGUGGCGAAUCCAGUGAUCCAUUUGGAAAUAUUCCUCGUAAACUAAAACCUAUCAUCAAUCUGCUUUCUUUGGACGAAGGAGCUAUAUCGCGGAAAAUUUUCCUUCGAGCACAAACAAACGCAAAAAAUGCUCUUCUCUACCGGGAAAGGCUAGAACUCGAAGAACGACAGAAACGAUUACAGCCAAAAUUGACGUUGCAAAAAAAUACUCAGACUGAUCCAACGGUAUGCAAGGAGUGUUUGAUGCGGAUGAUUAAAGUCAAAGUGAACUGUGAAACACAAACAAUUUCGCCGCCUUCGGUAGAGUCCAUGACACAGACAAAUCCAAUGCCAGUGCAAACAGUUAGUGAAUUCGGUUCGAUCACUGAACUGACACCAAACCAGGUACGAGCCGUAAGCGAGUUAAUCAAGUACAUAAAACUAACGGUGACGAGUGGAACAUUAACGGAAAUGCGUAACAGCAUGCGUGACGAUCAGGUCUAUAACUUGAACAGCGACUUACGAACUGCAUUUCAAUAUUUCGAUGCGAUGGUUGAGCGCAAAAAUCCUGCUGAUCUAGCACCACGUGUGCCUCAAGACCCACCUACAAUGUUGUCACAUUGUAACGAUUUCGACGAGAUUACCGAUCGUAACGAUGAUAUUGUAGAACCUGCUUCAAUUCCCAUUGCUGGGCCGAUGGAUGAGGAAGAUGAAUAUGAACAAUAUCAUAAAGCAUUCUGUGAAGGUGAGCCUGAUACGGAAGUCGAGGACCCCCAGGAUAAUUACAAUGAGGGCGAUUAUCACGAUAUACAGGAAGGUGAUGCUUUUGGCGGGUUUCAGCAUAUACCACCGGCGUCCCGCCCGAGAACGUUCGGGUACAACAGUAACUCUAGAGCAGCUAAUUAUGGAACUGGUGAUUCAUCGUAUGGAUCCAAUGAUGGAUACUCCGGCCUACCGCAUCAAGCAGAAUUGUACCAGCAAUACCAAGGCAACAGCUAUGGACAUGAAUACAAUAGGAGAGGACAUUCGUCGAUUAACAGAAGAAAUUAGCUGUAAAAAAAAACUUUUGUUAUAUUUAGCUAUAAAACUAAAUUGUAUAAUCUAAUCCAUCUUUGAAUUGUGAAUUCAAAAUGCUUGAAUUAUCAUGAAGUAGGCAAAAUAAAAAAAAAUAUUUUUUAAUGUCAACUACACGGUUUCAAUUUCAUUGUCAAUACUAUAGUUGUAUGGUUGCAUCUGGACCACACUGUAAUCGUGAUGCUCUGGACAUUUGCGCAGAACGACAUGCAGCCCGAUGAGAUACUACUGGACACUACAAGAUUGGAUGUACAACAAGGAUGUACUAAUAAAAACCAAUUUAUUGUAAAUAUAAAAAACUCUAAUAAAAAAACAUAAUUAUGCCUGUCACAGUA